AUGCAGGCACAGUUAGAGGAGCGACUCACAGAGUAUGUCAAGGACACACUCAGUUACAUUGAGACCGUAAGGGACUUCUGUGACCAAGAACCGACAUGGACCUCUGAGAGAAAGGCAGAGCGUGAUAAGUUGAGAGGCAUCAGUGAAAAUCAGCAGGAGAAGGAGGAGAAGAAGAAGGAGGAGCUCAGCGCCGUCCUCAAAGACACAUUAGAGGUGGAGAAGCUAGCAGUGACCUCGAGCCGUGUCUUUAAUGAACAGAUCUUCCUGCUGCAGGGAGAGAGCCCUGAAAGAGUGCAGUCAGUCAUCAAAGAUGCCAGAAGAGAUGCUCCUCUCCUCAUCCACUUCAAACGAAAUGCAGAAAGCUUCUUCCAGCCUCUACUCCAAAAUGUGAAUAUCCUGGUCUUUCAGCUAAACAGCUACUACGUACUCAAAACAGAGGAACUUUGUAGCAGAAUAAGACGAAAUUCAGUUGAGUGUGCAGACAUCUAUAAAUAUAAAAUGGGUCAACCUUCAGUGCAGCUCAUUUUGAACGCAAGCGAGAACGCCAUGAAUCAAAUGCUUCAUCAUUUGGACCAGUUGCGUGAAAUCAGGAUGAACCAAGACACCCGGCUGGCGUUCCUCUUUCAGGAAAACGCUCAGAAAUUCAUUGAUGUGUUUGGUGAACAUCGCUCUAAAAUGUGGCAGUUCCUGUCACAUCUGGAGGAGACGGCUGAUAAGCUGGACUCGAUGAAGAAGGGGGCCAGUAUAUCCACUGUGGCUGGUAGUUCAGUGGGGAUUCUAGGGGGUGCCUUGUCUCUUAUUGGAAUCGUUUUUGCCCUGUUCACUGGAGGAGCAUCAUUGUUUGUCACUGCGGCAGGGGCCGGUCUGGGGGGCAUUAGUGCAGUCAAUUCUAUUGUAACAGGGAUCACUGAAACAAAGGUCAACCAACACCAGGAGCGCAAUGCACAAAGUUAUUUAAAGAGUUACAAGGAUGAUAUGAUAAAGAUUGAAGACUGUUUGAAAGAAGCGGCCAACAGUGAAGGACCUUUAGUGAAGCCUAGUGCAGUUACUAAGACCAUUUUAACCAAUAUUGGAGAAGGGUUAAAAGAGUCCCUGAAUGUGGUGGAUGCAGCUGCAGCUAUUAGAGUGCAUAAAAGUGAAAACGUAACUGCAGCAGCAACCAAGAUUGCAAUGCGGGAAUUAGAUACGGCCAGUGACGUACCACAGGUGGCUAUACAACUGUCUGGGACAAGGCAGCUGGCAACGACUGUAAAGGUUGUUAAAGAAUUGGUGUCUUAA
Messenger RNA from Sinocyclocheilus grahami, 1278 nucleotides. RefSeq lists its product as uncharacterized. The transcript has 7 exons. Lineage: Eukaryota; Metazoa; Chordata; Actinopteri; Cypriniformes; Cyprinidae. Gene Ontology annotation, biological process: lipid transport; lipoprotein metabolic process. Gene Ontology annotation, molecular function: lipid binding. The record is from RefSeq and is a predicted model, not a curated record. Gene Ontology annotation, cellular component: membrane; extracellular region. Bases 1 to 1278 code for a protein of 425 amino acids.